AUUGGAUAAAGCGGAACAUCUGAUUUAAAGUGAAAGUACACUCAUUCACGGUUCUGCUGAACGCUGUUGUGCUUCUGCGGUUUACACUUGUGAGAACAAUAUGCGGUACUCCAGCGUUCAUCAUCAUGUCGUGUUCUUACUCAGCUUCACAUCCAUCACUGUACUAGCACUGGAUUUCACAUCUGUAAAGGCGAAGCUUCAUCAGUCUGUUGACCUCACCUGUGAACACGAGUGUUCUGGGUUGGUAAAAUGGGUCAUGGGUAACCAGCAAGAACUGCUGGCUCAUUGUAAUCAGACAUCCUGUAGCUCAAACAAGGGAUAUCAAAUCUCCCAUCAUCAAAAGAGGAACGUCCUCACCGUCAUGGAAGCUGAUUACACCAAGAGGACCUUCUUUGCCUGUGAGUGCAACACUGAAGACAUCUGUCAUGUCCGGCUCUGCAUCGAGCCUGUGAAGUCAUCAGUUCAGCUUAAUCCUGGUGAAGAUCUGAUCCUGAUGUUGCCCGUACCAGAGCCAGUGGAGGUGAUUUAUAAUAGCAGCGGUUCACAUGAACAGAUCUGCACUGUGGUUAGCAGACUGCAGUGUAAAGAUGAAUACACUCAGAGAGUAUCACUCCGUUACCCGAACCUCACACUGGAACGGCUAAAUGUGUCUGACAGCGGAGAUUACACCGUUCGGGACAUUAAGAACGAUGAAGUUAUUCACGUGUACACCGUGUUUGUGGAAGGCCCAGAUACACCCAAAGAGCAGACGAGUGCUGUACCAGCAUGGGUGAUUGGACUGAUGGUGGUACUGAUGGUGUUGGUUGGUGGUGGUGUAGCAGUGAUUAUGUACCUGAGGAGGAGGAGGAGAAAGGUGAUGUUACAGCAGAGCGAGGGUGGAGCUUCCAACGGUGCCACAGCGAAGGAAUCUUUGGAUAAACUUUUAUAAUUAUGGAGUAGAGAAAGAGCGGAGCUUUUACUCCUUCACUGACGCCAUAACAGUUGAUUGGGAUGAGGAAAAAGUAACCACUUUUUACUACCUCAACAUUUUUUUACUACCUCAACAUUUUUUAAUGCCUAGUUUCCAAACAGCCUCACACAUUUGGAAAACAAGGAUAGCUAUGUUCGAAUACUGUUUAUUGACUAUAGCUCAGCAUUCAACAGGAUGGUAGUGGCUGACCUAGUGAAGUGGUGCGAGGACAACAGUCUCUCCAUAAAAGUUAACAAAACAAAGGAGAUGGUUGUUGAUCCACAGAAGGAGCAGGGAGGAGUAGUCAGCACUCCACGUUGGUGAGCCAGAGGUGGAGAGAGUGAAUACUUUCAAAUUCCUUGGUGUUCACAUCACAGAGGAUCACACCUGCUUUCACAACACUGCACACCUCUGCCGAAUCCUCAGCAGCUUCUACAGGUGUACAAUUGAAAGCAUCCUCAGCAGCUCCAUCACAGUCUGGUUUGGAAGCUGCACAAGUCAGGACUGUAAGACUCUACAGUGGAACAGCCCUACCAGGCCAGGGUCACCAAGAGGGUGCACAACAUCAUUAAGCAUUAAGGACAAUAGCCUCCCUCAACACAGCCUAUUCACACUCCUACCAUCAGGCAGACGCUACAGGAGUGCAAAAGCAAGGCUGAACACCCACAUUUACAUGAGAACACCAUGGACCACUACCAAACCUUUCACAUGUUUACAUUGCACAUUAUUCUGUUUAUUGCACAUGAAGUCUCAUGUUUACAUGGUUAAAUGUUUACAAUGCACAUAUGCACCUUCUCUUGCACAUUAAGUCUUAUAAGUGUAUAUGUGAAUUAAGGAUGUCACGAUACCAAAAAUCUAGUAGUCGGUACCGAUACCACCAAAAGUACACGAUACUCCAUACCAAAGUCGAUACCACGGUGUGGUUUAAAAAUAAAGUAAAUAAAUAAACUUUUUUUUUUUUUUUUAAAAUCCUGGAGGACAUCCUCCUCUGACUAAUACCACCAGAGAGAGAGACAGAGAGUGAGAGGGAUAUUUUAGUUAUCAAAACACUGUCUGACAAUGACUAAUAAAACAGUGCUAAGUGCUAAUAACAAGUACUAAGGUGCACUCCUAAACACACGCACACACACACCCCUUAUACUCUGAACGUUAGUUUAAAUUCACUGAUAUGGUGUCGGGACAGAAAGAUUCAUUAAAAGCAUGAACAUGUGAAUAAUUAGUGACAUGAGGCUACAUUUAUCUGACGGGACACGGGCUGAAUGGAGAUGCAUGGUGGCCCAUUCGGAGGUAGUUUAUAACACUGCAAUGCGUUAGUGUCGUUAACAAAUAACUGUCUAUCACUAAUAUUACAUGGAGCAUAACGUUAGCUGGUUUCCCGCCACAAUGCAGCUGUCUCCAACAAACAUAAUACAGGACCGUCUUUCAGGUGCUUCGUCAAAUUCCAGGUGUUUCCUCGCUUUGUCUGAAAUGAACGAUAUCAUCGGCUGCACACCAGAAUCCGGCUACCUUUCCUCUCCACCUUGGGCCGGAGUUAAAAUUGUUGCCAUCUUUUGUAGUUAGUGCUUUUAGGCGUUCUUCUUCCUCACCACUUGUGGAUCGACUAAAACACUUAGACGUAUUUGCUGCCCCCUUCAGGACCGGAAUAAUUGCAAACUCAGUACCUUCAUUACCUCGGUACCUAAGCUACUGCAGAAAAACAAGUACCGUCACGUUUUAAGAGUGUUGGUACCGGAGUAUCGGUUCUCGUGACAUCCCUAACGUGAAGUAUGUGUGAGUGAACGAACAAGUUUACAACUGUACAGAAAUUUCAAGCUAUAAAGUGUUUGUGAGGAUGGGGUGUGUGUGUAACUGUGUAUAUGUGUGUGUGUGUGUGUGUGUGUGUGCGUGACUGUGUGCACGCGUGUGUUUCUCACUAUGAUUACAAAUGCACACAGUGUAAAGUUGUGAAGAGUUUGAAUGAGGUGUACUCAUCUGAAUACAAAUUGAUCUUGAACUUGGGAACAACACUGGGAUAAUUAAUCACGUAUUACUCAGACAUACAUUGCAUGUAAAUGUGGGCUGUUGUGUAUAAUAUUUUUAUUUUCUGAAUGUGGUUGCUUUGCUGGUUAACUGAUUUUAUGGAGGUUUUUAAAGGUAUGGCUACAGUUUGUUAUAUUACUUCAUUAUGCUAAUAGUAAAUUCCAGUUUUGAAAAUUGUUUGCUUCAGUUAGAUAAUAAAUCAUAAUAAAAGGAUCAUGUGA
This is a messenger RNA of Ictalurus punctatus (channel catfish), 3189 nucleotides long. RefSeq lists its product as uncharacterized. The coding region runs from base 101 to 928 and encodes 275 amino acids. The transcript has 6 exons. NCBI's taxonomy places the organism in Eukaryota, Metazoa, Chordata, Actinopteri, Siluriformes, Ictaluridae. The record is from RefSeq and is a predicted model, not a curated record.